Pochonia chlamydosporia 170 is the source of this 1215-nucleotide messenger RNA. RefSeq lists its product as hypothetical. Bases 1 to 1215 code for a protein of 404 amino acids. Gene Ontology annotation, cellular component: mitochondrion. The record is from RefSeq and is a predicted model, not a curated record. The transcript has a single exon. NCBI's taxonomy places the organism in Eukaryota, Fungi, Ascomycota, Sordariomycetes, Hypocreales, Clavicipitaceae.
AUGUCAUCAACACUGUUACCGUUCUUGUAUCAAACAAGAACUCUCCAGACAGCCAUUCGGCUACAACCGAUAACAAAGUUCAUUCGGUCUGCCCACACAGCCCGAGGCACCAAGUCCAGGAUACGGGACAACUCCAUCCCCUUUGAAUGGGACCAUGACACUCCCUAUGAGGAAAUGGCAGGUGCGCCUGGCCAGCAGUCAACGAUAACGCCGUCAGAAGCAGAAGUUUUCAAGGGGAUUUUCGACGAAAUCGCUCAAGGAAAGAUGCCAGCCAGCAAAAAACGUCCCACGCUUCCCGAAGGCGCGCAUCUCCAGAGUGAAACUUCUGAUGAGCCAAAGUCUGGAAUGGCAAGGUCAAUCGUUGAGCAAGCGCGUGUGAUGGAGUUUCGAGAGAAAUCCCUGCGUCGGUAUCCGGCCUCGUUGAGAAAUGCAGCCCAGGUUGCCUUGGGGUUGUUCGAGUUGGAACCGAGUGAUUCUGCGGCCAGCCAGAUGAUGGAGUUGGAUGAGGCUGAUCAAGCAAAGUGGGAAGAGCGUGCAAAAUACGAGCGCGCGAGGGUUGAGGAACGCGAAAGAGUUGAUGCGCUGAUGAAGGCGUGCGAGACGGAUGGCGAAUUGUGGAAAGUAAUGGAGAAGGAGGUCUUUUCGCUGCCUGCAAAAUUGGGAAUCACACAGACAAAGAGAGCCACUAACAAGGGCAAAACUGCAAAGGCUCGAGGAAAAGCUGUGGCCGCGGAACAGGCACAAACGGCUGAUGAAGAGAAACGCGUAAUGGAUGUUCACGGCCCUCUAUACCCGCACUUCAUCAACACAGCCAUGGGCCUCUUCGACACUGCGUUUACCCGACCUUCCGACUACGCCUUUCAGAUUCUACCUCGGGUCAAAGGACUUGGUCUGCCAUCUUAUGUCCUGGGCGUGUCGACACCAUUCUACGCUAGACUUGCUCGGAUGCACUGGAAUCGAUACGGCGACGCCAACUCUGCACUCGAUGUGCUGCAGGAGAUGAAUUCCACGGGACUAUACGCGGAUGAAGAUGUUCAUGAGCUGCUGAUUACAAUUCGGGAUCAUCUGCAUGGGUGCACCUGGGGCGCGCAGGGACCGUUUGUCAUGGGAAUGAUGGAGGCGCCUCCUUAUGAUGGGAUGUUGACACAGCGAUUACAGGGGAUGGAGAGAUAUGUCGUGCAUUCGAUUGAGAAACAGGCAGAGCGUGCCAUGUAG